GCCCGGAGCCCGGCGGCCCCGGUCCGGACCCGCAGGGGCGUCCGGGCGCCCAGCUCCCCUGGGCGUCAGUCGCCGUCCGGGGCACUUCAGUACCUUGGCGCAGCGGGGCCUGAGGCCGCCAGCGAAGCGCCUCGCCUGCUCCGGGCUGUGUCCUGCCCCGGGGGAGCUCGGCGUGGGAGACGGUGGCAGCUGCGUGGGCUGCCAGUCCCGGGCUCGCUCGUGUAAUAAAAGCUGGGAGCGAGGCGAUUCCCCCUUCACAGCAGGGCUCUUCCUAGCCUGGAAACAGGAGCGGUGUGAACGGGCCUGGGCCAGACACGCGCGCACCCGCAAUUCCUUGUGCACCUGCAAAAUAGUCUCCACUCUAGAGUUCAGUCCUAGGAGCCUUUAAUAGGUACAGUACUGUUAGGGAGCCCUCCCUGCUAAAAGCGGCUUAAGGUUGGACUUCAAGUCAAAGGUGCUGUUGAAUUAAGCAGAAACAGAAUUGUUGAUAUUGUUGUUGGAAAAGAUGAGAAGGGCAGAAAGAUUCCAGAAUAUCUGAUCCAUUUUAAUGGUUGGAACAGAAGCUGGGAUAGAUGGGCAGCUGAAGAUCAUGUUCUUCGUGAUACAGACGAAAACCGCAGAUUACAACGUAAAUUGGCAAGAAAAGCUGUAGCUCGCAUGAGAAGAAAAGGAAGGAAGAAGAGACAUUGUCGGCUGCCUGGUGUUGACUCUGUGUUAAAAAGCCUUCCUGCUGAGGAAAACGAUGAGAGCAGUGAAAAUUCUAUAAGUAGUUCUUCUGAUGACAGUGAUGAAGGAACCGAUGAAGAAAUAAAAAGUGAAGAAAGUGACAUUGAAGAGAGGACAGACAUGAAAGAAGAACAAGAGAUUCACAGUAAAAGGGAUAUGGAAGAAAGAGCAAUAAGUAUAGAAAUUCCUGAAGUUCUGAAAAAAAAGCUUGAAGAAGACUGUUAUUAUAUUAACAGGAGAAAACGGCUAGUGAAACUGCCUUGUCAGAGAAAUAUAAUAACUAUCUUGGAGUCAUAUGUGAAGAAUUUUGCCAUUAAUGCAGCGUUUUCAGCUAAUGAAAGAUCUCGCCACCAUCAAAUGACUUCACAUGUCAACAUGAACCUUCAUUAUGUCCCACCAGAAAAGAAUGUUGAGUUAUGUAAAGAAAUGGUGGAUGGACUGAGGAUAACCUUUGACUUCAUUCUUCCAUUGAUCUUGCUCUAUCCCUAUGAGCAAGCACAGUUUAAGAAGGUGACUUCAUCCAAAUUCUUUCUUCCAAUCAAAGAAAAUGCAGCAAACACUAACAGAAAUCAGGAGGAGCUAUCCCCGAGUCCACCUCUGCUGAAUCCACCAACUCCUCAAUCCACAGACAGUCAGCCUACAACAGGAGAGCCAGCAACACCCAAGAGGCGAAAAGCUGAGCCUGAAAUACUACAGUCUCUGAGGCGUUCUACACGUCAUACAUCGAACUGCGACAGGUUGUCAGAAAGUAGUGCAUCUCCACAACCUAAACGACGGCAUCUCGAUACGCCCGCUUCAAUGCCAAAACUGUUUUUGCAUCUGGAAAAAAAAACGCCGGUCCAUAGUGGGUCGUCAUCACCUAUCACUCUGACUCCUAGCAAAGAAGGGAGUGCAGUAUUUGCUGGCUUUGAAGGUAGAAGAAAUAACGAAUUCAAUGAGGUGUUGUCUUGGAAACUGAUGCCGGAGAACUAUCCCCAAAGCGAUCAGCCACCUCCUCCUUCUUACAUCUAUGGAUCUCAGCAUUUGCUACGGAUGUUUGUUAAACUUCCAGAGAUACUGGGGAAGAUGUGCUUUCCUGACAAAAAUCUAAAAGCUUUGGUAAAGCAUUUUGAACUGUUCUUGAGGUUUCUAGCCGAAUACCAUGACGACUUCUUCCCAGAGUCUGCUUAUGUAGCUGCAUGUGAGGCUUACUAUAGCACCAAGAAUCCUCGGGCAAUCUACUGAAGCUUUUAGUGAACAAUAAAUCCUGCUGUACAUAGCCCAUGGUUGUUGCUGCUUUGCCACAUAGCUACGAGAUGAAGAUGAAAUGGAAUUUGAAUGGCCUUUUUCAGAUAGGAAAAAGGGAGUCGCUUCUAUGACUACUGGAUUCGUUAGCAAAGAUGGACCACUUCUUGUUUCAGAGCCAUGCAAAGAUUGCAUUCUGAAUUGCUCCAAAUGUUGCAUGUAAGCUGCACUUCUAGAAGAAGGCCUGCACUGAUUUCUAAUGCAUAGGACUGCAUAAAGUUCUUACUAAGAAGUGUGUGUGGGGAGGGGGAAGCAGGUGCAUUAGCAGUGGGACGCUUUCAUGAAAACAAUUACCUCAUGCUGUCUUUCAUUUUAACAUGAACUGUUUUCAGCAUGAAAAGUAAAACUGGCUUCACUCUUGUGUAAGGAGAAUGCAUAACAGGCAUCCUGUGGAUUUCGUUUCACACACAGAACCCACACUUCAUUUUGUGAAACGGUCAUGGCAGGAAAGAGUGCUGCAUAUAGAGGAAGAAUUGCAUAGCGAUUUUUAUUGUCAUAGUCGGUGACUCAAGGAAGUAGUUUUCUGUGGCUUAAAUGAAAAAUGUUGCUUGCUUUUUCUUUUUAAAAAGCAUCUGUCUUUCCCAUAGUAAGUUGCCACAGUUACGAGUGCAGACCUCACCAGUGAUUCAUCUUAUCCAUGUCUGUGAAUGAUUCCUAAAGGCAUUAAAGAACAGGAUGUUCUAACAGGUUCUCACAGAGUAAGCAUAGAGUGAAUAAAGUGACAGCAGUUACUUUGGCAAACUUUUUUCUUAAUAAAGAAACUGGUUGGUAAUUGAA
This is a messenger RNA of Mauremys reevesii (Reeves's turtle), 2787 nucleotides long. It is a transcript of the gene MSL3, whose product is annotated as MSL complex subunit 3. The transcript is spliced from 13 exons. Lineage: Eukaryota; Metazoa; Chordata; Testudines; Geoemydidae. Bases 658 to 1950 code for a protein of 430 amino acids. Gene Ontology annotation, biological process: chromatin organization; regulation of DNA-templated transcription. The record is from RefSeq and is a predicted model, not a curated record. Gene Ontology annotation, cellular component: nucleus; MSL complex; NuA4 histone acetyltransferase complex.